Messenger RNA from Haliotis rufescens (red abalone), 2703 nucleotides. Its product is annotated as frizzled-4-like. Gene Ontology annotation, biological process: non-canonical Wnt signaling pathway; canonical Wnt signaling pathway. The record is from RefSeq and is a predicted model, not a curated record. Gene Ontology annotation, cellular component: plasma membrane. NCBI's taxonomy places the organism in Eukaryota, Metazoa, Mollusca, Gastropoda, Lepetellida, Haliotidae. The transcript has a single exon. Gene Ontology annotation, molecular function: Wnt receptor activity; Wnt-protein binding. The coding region runs from base 335 to 2053 and encodes 572 amino acids.
CCCAGCACUGAUGAAUCCGACAGUGUAGCCUGUUUUCAAUGCAUCCACGAAUGAUUCUCUCACAGAUUUCAUGUAGCCUCGGUCGAUGCGGUGCGUGUUUUGUGUCCCGUCUUCAUUGAGAGGGAGUCCUAAGUUGAGGACCCGAUGCAUGGAUGUACCUUAAGCGCCGUGAGUACCCAGAUACCAUCAUGGAACUCGCCAUGACAGUGUUAGAAGAGGAGGUCGGGAGCCCCGCGGCCUGUUAGAGAGAGAGACAGUGUACGAGGCCCCCUCUCUUUACAACCGCUUGACUAGCAGUUUAUUAUUGCGUUUACGGAGUACACGAUCAGCAGAAAUGAGCACUUACUUGGCAGUCUACGUGCUGUUAGUAGUCUUCCUAGGCCCAGUACUACUGACCAAAGUGCCUGGAGUUGCUACCUCGGAAGCUGUGAGAACGUGUGAGCCGAUCAAGUUUGACAUGUGCAAGGGCCAGGGGUACAACGUCACUGGCAUGCCCAACUUAGUCGACCACAAGGACCAGAAAGAUGCCAGCCUUCAACUACAAACAUUCACCCCUCUCAUCCAAUACGGGUGCUCGAAGAAACUCAAGUUCUUCCUGUGUUCAGUGUACAUGCCUAUGUGUACAGAGAAAGUUCUAACUCCGAUCGGUCCCUGUCGGCCUCUGUGUGAGAGUGUUCGGAAACGCUGCCAGCCGGUUUUGAAUGAGUUCGGCUAUCCCUGGCCCUCGGCCCUCAACUGUUCCAAGUUUCCAGUUCGCAAUGACCAGAACCACAUGUGUAUGGACGGGCCGGCCGGGGAAGAGGAUGACUACCCUGGUGAACCAACGAGAAUGAGACCCGAGACAAGUUCGAAUUACCCCCUUCAGCACACACUAACACACGGGUCAGGAAACUGCCAGCACUACAGGCAUCCCAAAAAGUAUAUUUAUAUAAACAGGACAGAACGGUGUGCUUUAAAGUGUUCAGAACAUGAUGCCUUCACAACAGAGGAUAAGUUUUUUGCUGACGUCUGGAUGGCCAUAUGGGCAGGACUAUGUUUUGUGGCCACCCUGUUUACAGUGCUAACCUUUCUUAUAGACUCUCAGAGAUUCCGGUACCCUGAGAGGCCAAUCAUCUUCCUGUCCAUGUGUUAUAAUAUCUACAGUAUUGCCUACAUUGUAAGACUUAUUGCAGGACGUCAGUCCAUAUCCUGUGAUAGUACUGAUACAGAGAGUCAGAGUGAUCAAGGAAUUCUCAUACAAGAAGGGCUGGAGAAUACGGAUUGUGCUAUAGUGUUUUUGUUAUUAUAUUUCUUUGGCACAGCCAGUUCGUUGUGGUGGGUUGUGUUAACUUUUACAUGGUUCCUGUCCGCAGGGCUGAAGUGGGGUCACGAGGCAAUCCAGCUCCACUCCAGUUAUUUCCAUCUGGCAGCCUGGGCCAUCCCUGCCAUCAAAACCAUCGUCAUCCUGGUCAUGAGGGACGUCGACGCCGAUGAGAUCACAGGUAUCUGUUACGUAGGGAACCAGAACACCAACACACUGAUGGGGUUUGCCAUUGCACCCCUGAUCGUCUACCUCUUAGUAGGAACGUCCUUCCUUGUGGCUGGGUUUGUGGCAUUAUUCAAUAUCCGGAAACAGGUGCGUGGCGAUGGAGUGAAGACUGACAAGCUGGAGGUUCUAAUGGUCAGGAUUGGCAUUUUUUCAGUACUCUACACGGCCCCGGCCACGUGUGUGAUCGGGUGUUUACUUUAUGAGUACACCAAUAGGACAUCGUGGUACUUUGCUGACAGCACGAAUACCCCCAAUAUUGAGGUGUUCAUGUUGAAACUAUUCAUGUCCCUUGUUGUUGGGAUUACCAGCGGCAUGUGGAUGUGGUCAGCCAAGACAGUCAGUUCGUGGAGAAAUUUUGGCAAAAAAUUGUUUUCAAGGAGAAAGGACCGCAAAAACUGGGAGUACGCUGUCCCCAUUCACCACUAUCACCAAAUUCCCCUGAAACCUUCGAAUAACAGGACAAUACGAAUGCAAGAAAAAGCCAAGAGAAGUAUGAAUAAGUCUGACAAUGAAACUGUGGUGUAGUUGGAACUAGCCGCGUCACUAUCGUCGUCGUCGUCAUCGUCGCUGCUGUUGUUGUUAUUGUUGUCACAGUCGUGCACGUCAUGACGGUGACGGACCAAGCUCCCAGCGCCGAUAGUCCCAUGUGCGUGUGGUGAAUGUGCUUUUCAUAGUUGGCGAAUACUCGGCGUUAGAAAAACCUUCUACAGCAGGCCAAAAGGACCAACUUACAUUUGUAUAGCUGUGGAUUACGGGUAAUUCUUUAUUAUUGUUGUUGCUGUUGUCCCCAGGGGGAUGUGUAUGACAGGGAAAGGCGUGCAAGGUUCAAGAUAUCUAAGUCCUAACUAGCAAGUAUUUUGUAGUGAUUGUUAUGUGUCGGGUCGGGUGUUGCUGUGUGGCUCCGUCCCGACCCUGUCUGUAUGUUGUACCUGUACACGAGAAACUGAAAUCCGAAGUACAUAUGCCCGAACGUUCACUGUUGUUGAUACUCAAGCGAUACCAAAAAGAAUCCUUUACUUUCAUUGUUUUUUCCGUCAUGAAAAUAGAUUUGACUGUUAUAAGGCUAUGAAAUUAUAUGUACUUUUGUUGUGUACUACGGAGAGUCCCAUAUUAAAUGGCCUACAUCAGCAAAACAUGUGUACAUAAUUUUAAACUGAAUGAAAAAUUGAAAACUA